Molecule: messenger RNA, 7340 nt
Organism: Acanthochromis polyacanthus (spiny chromis)
Lineage: Eukaryota; Metazoa; Chordata; Actinopteri; Pomacentridae
Gene: foxj3
Product: forkhead box J3
Exons: 12
Coding region: 455-2359 (634 amino acids)
Biological process (GO): regulation of transcription by RNA polymerase II
Cellular component (GO): nucleus
Molecular function (GO): DNA-binding transcription factor activity, RNA polymerase II-specific; RNA polymerase II cis-regulatory region sequence-specific DNA binding
Source: RefSeq, a predicted model, not a curated record
CAAACGGGGGAGAGUCCCGGAUGUUGGCUCGGCCGCCGAGAGAAAGGCGAACGGGAGAAGGCGGAGAGAAGCUGAGGAGGGACGCCACGGCACCGCAGGCACACCGGCGAAGCUACGGCUCUUUGCACAGGACGAUAACGUCAAGAGCACAAGACACUCCCGGGGAGGGGGACCCGCUAUCCGAAGAAGAGGAGGUGGAAGGAAGGGGAGACAGUUACUCUGAAACUACCGUGAGGAUUACAGAGAGCCGCCGUCACAGCAGCUUUCACCCAGAAGUUGACUGACAGAAGACGCUAUGCUGAUGUCCUGAGCUGAGGGAGCCCUGACUUCAUCCCCACUCGUCUUCGUUUGUUAUUCCACACCUGGCCCACUCUCCGUCAGUCAGCAAGCACCAACCGCGACCACCACCACCUCCACCUUUUCCCCACCCCCUCCUGCCCAGCCUGCCGUCACCAUGACGUCGGAGCUGGAGAGCAGCCUGACCUCCAUGGAUUGGCUCCCUCAGCUGACCAUGCAGGCAGCCAUCCGCAAGGCUGAUGCCCAGAAUGCACAUGGGCCAGGGAUGGGCAAGAAGAGUACUCUACUGGAUCCUAACACCACGCUGGAUCAGGAAGAGGUGCAGCAGCACAAGGACGGCAAGCCGCCCUACAGCUACGCCAGCCUUAUCACGUUCGCUAUCAACAGCUCACCAAAGAAGAAGAUGACGCUGAGCGAAAUCUACCAGUGGAUCUGUGAUAACUUUCCCUACUACAGGGAGGCGGGCAGUGGCUGGAAGAACUCAAUACGGCACAAUCUGUCAUUGAACAAGUGUUUUCUCAAAGUGCCUCGCUCCAAAGAUGACCCGGGAAAGGGCUCUUACUGGGCCAUCGACACCAACCCAAAAGAGGACGCGUUGCCCACACGGCCAAAGAAGAGGCCGCGGUCUGGAGAACGGGCUUCCACGCCGUACAGCCUGGAGUCAGAAUCUUUGGGGAUGGAGUGUAUGAUCUCUGGAAGUGCCUCUCCAACGCUGGCAAUCAACACUGUGACUAACAAGGUGGCGUUAUACAACACAGACCAGGAAGGGAGCGAUAGUCCAAGAAGCAGCCUUAACAACAGCCUGUCUGAUCAGAGUCUGGCCUCUGUCAAUCUCAACAGCGUGGGCAGUGUGCACAGCUAUACACCGGUGACCAGUCACCCAGAGCCUGUGUCCCAGUCUAUGAGCCUCCAGCAGCCUCCCCAGUCCCAGUACAACAUGCCAGACAGGGACAAGCAGCUCCUCUUUUCAGAAUUUGAAGAUCUCAGUGCCUCCUUCCGCAGCCUUUACAAGUCUGUUUUUGAGCAGUCCUUCAGCCAACAAGGUCUGAUGGGCAUACCGUCAGAUUCCUCCCAGCAGACCCACACCUCCUGCUCAUAUCAGCACUCCCCCAGUGGCACCAUUAGCACUCAGAACAGUCUGUCAAACAACCAACCCAACAACCACCCCAACAGCCACUCCGCCAACAGUGGCCAAGUGCCCCUGUCCCAUCCUGCCCAAGCCCACCCUGGCCACGGCUCCCCCCACGCACAGCACCUCCCGCAGCACGGCGGACCCCACAACCAACACAACCAACACAGCCAGCACGCCCAGCACAGCCAACACAGUCAGCACCCACAGCACCAACAGCACUCCCAGCACCCCCAGCACGGUGCGCACUCCCAGCACGGGCAGCACCCGUCGCAGCACCCAUCCCACGGCCAGCACCCGCAGCAACACACGCCACACCCCUCCCAACACACGCAGCACAGCCAGCACCCUCCUCAACACGGACAGCAGCACCAGAGCCUCUCCCACCAGCCCCAUCCCACCCAGCAACAGAUGGCCUGCAACACAGGUUUACUGUCUGACUGGUACCCAAAUCUGGAUGCACUGAAAGAAAGCUGUCGUAUUGCUAGCAGCUAUAACUGGGCUGAUGUCGACCUUUCACCUUUCCAAGGAUUGAGAGAGAGUAUGAGACAAGCAGAGUUGAACAAUUGGUCUCUGGAACCCACCCAGAUCGCAGACCUCUGCUCAUCCAUCAACCAGUUUUUUGCCCGCACCGGUGUAAUCCAGCCACAAGGGGCAGUGCAGUCUCCUGUUUGCCAUGGCUCCAUGCACACCAACAAACCCAGCCAGCACCUCAACACAGGAAAUCUCUACAUGGACUCUAGACAGAGCAUGUCCAUGAUGGGUCCUCCAGGAUAUCCCCACAUGCCCACCAUGAGCAGUGCAGGACCCACUAUGACAGCACAUCAUGCACAGAUGAACCAGCAGCACAUGAUACCUACCAGAAACUUCCAGAUGCAUCGCAUGCCAGCUGACGACAUCCAGGAUGAUUUUGAUUGGGACUCCAUCGUCUAGCCCCUAGACCUCCGUUUUUGCAAACAAAUGGGAGCGAGGAGAGGAGGUGGAAGCCGGAGGAAGCCAGGCUGAGCUGAAAGGCCGCAGGUGGAGAAGGCCACUGUGGGUGGGAUGCAGAAGAACAUUUGACAAGCUUUGGAGAAAUACAGACUUCAGAGUCCUGACAAUUUUACAAAAGCAAAACAUAACUAGAAGAUGUUACUUUGAAGACAAUCAUAUUUAGUCGGACAUGUCAAAGUGAUUGCUUACAAACUUGUCCAGAGACAAGUAGAACACAUUCACGUCUAAACCACAUGCUCCUCAGCUCUUCAGCCAGCCCUCUCCCCGUCCCUAGCGAGCAGCCUUCCAAAGUCCGAACCCCUCUCCCCCCCAAACCCCCUGCUCUGUAACUGUUAUGUGAUUUGAGCGACGUGUUCAGCUUGUAAUUCUCGUGUUGACAUUGGCAUCAGCUGCCUCUUGGAUGAGUUUAUCUCUUUUUUUAAAAUUUGUUUAGGUUUUUUUGUUUGUUUUUUGUUUUUUUUAAGAAACACAGGCCGUCUCUGUGAGUAAUGUGAUGGUGCUCGUUGAUCACUUUUGGGAGAAAGUGGGCCCCUCUGUGGCUGAAUUGGCGGUAAAGUUAGGUUUACAAAAACUGAGGUUUUGAACAGGGUGUUAAAUGUUUAAGCAGGUUUGAUAUUCAACAAACCGGAAGCAAGAAAGGGAGCGUGAGAGAUCACGGAAAGUCUCGUGGUCCGCUUCUUUAGCCAAACAAUGUGAUCAGACUCGCCGUGAUAGACCAGGUAUCGUAGUAAAGCAACUUUCUUUCUUAGUUCUCUGUCUCAAGCACUUAAAGAUGAAUGAAUUUGAUGAGAGAGAGCAGAAGAUGAUCGCAGGGAAGUCAGACAUUUGAGUCUUUAAAAAUUCUUCCAACCCAAAGUAGCCUGAGGUUUAGGUUCUCCAUGUGCGUCAUGUGGCUGAUAUUUGCUCCACCAAUCACAAGUUCAUGAGUUUUAGAUAAUAUGCCUAUUGAUCAUUAAACAAGACUUGAUCAUUCAAUAACAGUGAAGUAAUCUGCAAUAGCGUCUGACGAAAAUAUGGGCAAGAGGGUAUUUCUCAAUCUUAUCUGAUUACCGGUUGUUAUUGGUAUCGAUAUUGAAAUAUAUGUUGGCCUAUAAAUAACAAAUAAAUGUCAAAGAUAUGUUUGAGGUCAUUGAGGCAUUGUGUUCCAAAAACACACUUUCUUUGGAAAGUUGUAAACUCAGAAUUGUCUGACUGAGUGUCUUAAUUCGUUAUAAACACAAAUUAGACAGUGAAAUGUUGGUUGUUUAUGUAAGUAAUAUACAAUAUCAACUUUAAACUCAAGUGUCAAAUUGGCCUCAAAAUGCCAAUUUUAGUUCAGACUCUAGUGUGCAGAGGAUAUUUUUCAAUGCAGUUGUUGAAGUCAGGAGGGUUCAGAUUUAUUGAAUGAACAUUUUAGGAGAUGUUUCUUCACCUUUAGUUUGUUGAGAACAUCGUAAAUAAGAAGCACACAUCACGCACUGUUAGCCUCGGUCAUCAUGAAGACACGGGGGGAAACGAGUAGCUCAGCUCUGCCCAAAAGAAACAUGUGUGAUUUAGACUUUGAUUAAUGAUCAAUAGAUUUCACAAUACUUAUUGAACUUUUUCUUUACAGUGGUCAAAAAUCGGCCUCGUUUUUUACUGCAAGUUUCUUUUCAAGAACGAGUUGCAGCCAAAUUUUUCCGCUUAUGUACAUCAAAGCUUUUGAUGCUGCAUGCAGUGUUUAUUGUCACUUCUGACAUUGAAAUUAUGGAGAUAUGAUUCUUUCUUCUUUUUUUUUUAAACUGCCCAAUGUUUUGUUGUGAUAGAUAGCGUAAGAUUUUGCUAUUAUACAAUCAUAACAGAAUGAGAAAUGUGACUCAUUAUACAGUACAUGCAGUGUGUGUGCGUGUCGGUUGAACAUAUGGCGUGUGUGUGUUUCGGUUUUAUUGUAAUUUUAGGGCUAUGAUUGAUUGCUGCAAUCAUCUCUAUGCUAUCUAUGAGCACAAAAGCAGAUGCACACAGUGAUUAAAGACUAGAUUUGCGUUUUCGUGGAAAGGGUUUCUCAAAGCACAGAACAGGGAGAUCAGCGGUUCUGGAAACCUGUCCUCUGUGUCCUGUAACAAGUGGCUCGUCAAUCAGACAGGUGCUGAACUUUAGAGACACUAUGUUCAAGAAAAAAAAAGCCCUUUGCACACCUAUGCUUUUGUUUACUUAUCCAUUUUAAAAUGCAAAGCACCUCCUGGGUCUAGAAAGCUAAUCGCACCUAUUAAUUCCGUUUUUCAUCCUCUUAUUCAUCAUUUCACUCACAUGUAGACUGUCUGAUGUUUGGAUGCAUUGUCCACAGCUGACGAUGAGCAGGAUGACUUCUCUCUGUCAUAUCGCUGAACUGUGUAUGGUGCUCUGCAUCUAUGACACCGUGUGUCUUUGUUUAAAGGAACAGUUCAAUAUUUUGGGAAAUGUCUGCUUAUUGGCUCUAAGACAGUUAGAUGAGAAACUGAAGUCGCUCUCAUGUCUGCGUGGUAAAUAUGAGGCUUAUUGUAAAGACUGCAAACAUCUAAACCGUCCAAAUCUGCCUGCCAGACGUGUGAAGCUCAUUAAUUAACACAUUAUAUUCUCAAUUUAUGUGCAGUUUAUGGUCUCAUUUUGUGGAGUAAUGCUGCCUGUUCUUGUAAACAUGGACAGCAAGUGCCAGCCUGCACUGUUUACAUGUACUACAAUUAGCUCUAAAAUGACCUGUAAAAAUGAUUUUAAAAAAGCUUUCUUUGCUAGUCCUGCUGUGAAAGGGUGGAUUUAUUCGCUUGUCACCUUUCCGUUAGUGUCGCUUCCCUUCAGUUGUCCGGUGCAUUCUCACACGAUCAACUUUUUUGCUCACAAUUCAUCUGCCUCGGGUUUCACACAAGUAAUGUCAUUCGUUACUGAUGAAAUAUGUCAUAUAUAUUUGAUGAAAUGUAUAUCAUAUUUUCAUCUAAAAUCAGUAAUGUAGACAAUAAAGUAAAAAAUAAGAAUAAAAGGUGGUUUGUGAGCUACAGCUGAAAGUGAUACAGCAGAGAAAAGUGUGGCCUGAAGCUAACUUCAAACUAAAAAGACCCAAACCUUACAGAAUCCCAUUUGUUCAGUAAAUAUGUUUUAAUCAUAGGUGAGCUGAAUAGGUGAGAAUAAACCGAACAGUGUUUCCAGUCUUUGCGCUAAGCUAGCAGCCUCCCAGCUGUGGCUUCAUGUUUAUGAUUCAGACAUAAGAGAGGCAUUAAUCCCUUCAUCUAAAUCUCAGCAAGGAAGCUAAAGAUUUUUUAAAAAUUGCCCCAAAAUUUCAAACGAUUUCUUUUAGAAAAAUUAGCUGCUAGGGACUCCAGCAGUUGGGCGCAGUUUUGAUUUCAUAUUUUGGAUGACAAUCAUGGAUUCUGUAUGAUUUUAUGAUGCUUUGUGUUGGUGAGAAAAGGCACUUUUGAGUCUCACAUGGUUGUUUGUUUUUUUGGACGUUAUUGAACCAUAUUUCUGAACACAUAGGAGCUUAUUUGGAACUAUAACCAGCCCGGUGUUAUACUGUAGAUCUUCUGUUGAACUGUCCAGAGCUGCACUGUGCAGAAGAAGCCGAGUUCUCUUCUUUGAAGUAACGAUACUGCCGUUCAUUUUUAUAUUUUCAGCUACUUCUUGUUCUUUUUCUUCCUUUUUAAAUCUCUGCCAAUCACAUCUGUCCACUUCUGCUUCUUUUUCUUGCCAUGUGUUGUUUGUCUGUGUGUAUGUGGAAGAUUGCCUCACCUGUGGACGUCAGCAGUGACUUUUUAGGUUUUGCUCAACUGCCAGGAUUUAAUUUUUAGCGCUCAGACGGGAUACUUAGUGAGCCGAGUUAACCAAAUUGUGACUUUUGGGUGAGUGCGGGCCAGAGGACUGCAACCGAAGACGGCAGCGAAUAAAGGAGAAUCGGUGUGUGUGUGUGUGUGUGUGUGUGUGUGUUAAUGAGGACUCUAAGGAGCUGAAACAGAGAACAACCCGCGAGUCCUCGGCUGGUGUGAGGAAGGUGAAGUGUUCCCGCUCUUCCAGGUGAAGACUGUGAACACAAAAGCUACUAUAAGAGCACAUCAGCCCACAGGUAAAACGCAAACAGAUGUGGCUAAAAAGGGAAAAAAAAGGUGAAGACAAUGACUGGAUCACAAUCACGGUUUUACGUUAUGUCUCUGUGUGUGUGUGUGUGUGUGUGUGUGUGUCUGUGUCUGUCUGCUUGUGGGAGUUUAAGUUCUUUUUUUGUUUUCUCAGAUGACAAUUUAAGGUUUUAAAUACCGCUGAACAUGUACCUGCCAGAGAGAUUAUUAUUAUUAUUGGGGGAAAAAAAAGCUAAAAAAAAAAAAUCCUUGUUACAAAAUGGGAGAGAACUGCCAACAUCUACUGCUGAUUGGGGCCUAUUUUAUUCAGUGCUGGUGUGUUGUUGUGCUUGUACAUAUAUGUCUUUUCAAUCAUCCCUUUUUUUCCUCUUGGGGGUGGGGUAUCAUGGCAGAGGGUGGGUCUUAUUCACGAAAGAGAGGAGGGGGAAAAGAAUAGAGUAUUUUGUUAUUGUCCAAUCAGAGGGUGACAGUAUGUAUAUAUCUAUAUUGUAUAUAUGUGAUGAAAAUGCGUUGGCUUUUUGUGUGACACUACCUUUUACCUGUACUAUGGUUCUACAUUCAGUGUUUCAGUGUUGAUAAUAUAUAUUUGGUUUGUGUUUUAUUUUUCAGUUUGUUUGUUUGUUUUUUUUAUUUUGUCUUUGUCAUUUCUUGUAAUUUUUUUCUCCUAUUUGUCCUCUUUUCUUUUGUUGUUUAUUGCACGGUUUAUUACUUUUGUUGUCCAAUGAGGUGACACAGCUACUCUUUGUAUUCGUUUAGUGCUGUAAAAUAACUCAAGUGUUAUUAGAAUUGUCGAUACCACCGCCCACCCCACCCCCUUCCCCAAUAUGCAUGAAUGGCACUUAAAGAAAUAAAAUAUGAUAACUUCA